Molecule: messenger RNA, 4078 nt
Organism: Sebastes umbrosus (honeycomb rockfish)
Lineage: Eukaryota; Metazoa; Chordata; Actinopteri; Perciformes; Sebastidae
Product: potassium voltage-gated channel subfamily A member 2
Exons: 2
Coding region: 620-2116 (498 amino acids)
Biological process (GO): protein homooligomerization; potassium ion transmembrane transport
Cellular component (GO): juxtaparanode region of axon; membrane; voltage-gated potassium channel complex
Molecular function (GO): protein binding; delayed rectifier potassium channel activity
Source: RefSeq, a predicted model, not a curated record
UCACCUUUGCGGCUGUCUGCAGCCACAGCUCGUGCGCACACACACACACACACACACACAGGGAGAUGGAGAUAGACCAGCAGAGGUGCAUCAUUCUGCUGAUCCAUGCACCUUUCUGUUAUUAAGAGAAGCAGAAGCAGCAGCAGCAGCUCCUCGAUCGGAUCCCUCCUCCCUUUUAUUUUGCCUAUCUCCAUCCCGCGACAGCCUACCCGGAGGAAAGGAGUCUGGGAGGAGGGUGGAGGUGGGGGGGGAAGCGAGGACACACCCGCACAUACAGUACUGUACCCGGUGUAACGCGGCGAGGAUGCAGCAGACAACAUGAGGUGAAGAGAAAAGCAUCGACUGGCCCAAUUUGGAAUUUUUUUAUUUUCUACUCGCUCUGGAGACCUGGAGAGAUUUGUCGCAGCUGGUUCGUCACCUCCCUGGUACCAGUGUCCGGCAGGAGCAUCAACUCACAUCACAUAUGAAAAAGAUGUCUGCAGUUGGAUCCUAGGUGACAUCCUGUGGCCGUCACGUCUCUACGGCGUCGAGCCCCCUCCCUUUCCCGACCCCUGCCUGCAGUUCUCCAGGCUGCAGGACCCAGACUCACUGAAAAGUGCAGGCCUCCUCCCCCCGCAGAAUGACUAUCGCUACGGGCGACCCCUCUGACGAGGCGGCCGCACACCCGGGGCUUCCGCUGGAUUACGACCCGGAGGCCGACCAUGAGUGCUGCGAGAGGGUCGUCAUCAACAUCUCAGGGCUGCUCUUUGAGACUCAACUCAAAACCCUCUCGCAGUUCCCAGAGACUCUGCUGGGGGACCCCAAAAAGAGGAUGCGCUACUUUGACCCGCUGAGGAACGAGUACUUUUUUGACAGGAACAGGCCCAGCUUUGACGCCAUAUUGUAUUAUUACCAAUCGGGGGGCCGGCUAAGAAGGCCGGUCAACGUCACCCUCGAUAUUUUCUCAGAGGAGAUCCGCUUCUACGAGCUGGGCGAUGAGGCCAUCGAGAUUUUCAGAGAGGACGAGGGUUUCGUCAAGGAGGAGGAGCGGCCUCUUCCUGAUAAUGAGUUUCAGAGACAGGUGUGGCUGCUGUUCGAGUACCCAGAGAGCUCAGGUCCUGCUAGGAUUAUCGCCAUAAUCUCUGUCAUGGUCAUCCUGAUAUCUAUCGUCAGUUUCUGCUUGGAGACCCUGCCCAUUUUCCGCAACGACGAAGACGAUAUGCACAAGUCUCACACGAAAGUCUACUAUCCCGAGACCAACACCACGAUCAUCAGCUACACAUCCACCUACUUCACCGACCCCUUCUUCAUCCUGGAGACUCUCUGCAUUAUAUGGUUCUCCUUUGAGUUUCUAGUGCGCCUCUUUGCCUGCCCUAGCAAAGCAGGCUUUUUUGGUAAUAUGAUGAACAAUAUCGACAUUGUUGCGAUCAUCCCAUACUUCAUCACUCUCGGCACGGAGCUCGCCGAAAAGCCGGACGACGGAGGAGCGGGUCAGCAAGCCAUGUCUUUAGCCAUUCUCAGGGUCAUCCGCUUGGUGCGAGUGUUCAGAAUUUUCAAGCUUUCUCGUCACUCCAAGGGGCUCCAGAUUUUGGGUCAGACCCUGAAAGCCAGCAUGAGGGAGCUCGGCCUGCUCAUUUUCUUCCUCUUCAUAGGGGUCAUCCUCUUCUCGAGCGCCGUCUACUUCGCCGAAGCGGACGAGCCCGAUUCGCAGUUCACAAGCAUCCCGGAUGCGUUCUGGUGGGCGGUGGUGUCCAUGACGACGGUCGGCUACGGCGACAUGGUCCCAACUACAAUCGGUGGCAAGAUCGUGGGCUCCCUCUGCGCCAUCGCGGGCGUGCUGACCAUCGCCUUGCCCGUGCCUGUCAUCGUGUCCAACUUCAACUACUUCUACCACCGCGAGACGGAAGGCGAAGAACAGGCGCAGUACCUGCAGGUCAACGUGCCCAAAACCGACUCUAACGAGGAGCUGAAGAAGAGCCGGAGCGGCUCCACCAUUAGUAAAUCGGACUACAUGGAGAUCCAGGAGGCUGUGAACAACAGCCGCGAGGAAAUCCAGGAGGAGAACCUUAAGACGGCCAACUGCACGCUGGCCAACACAAACUAUGUAAACAUCACCAAAAUGCUCACAGAUGUGUAGAGAAAUACUGUUUUCCUCCCCCGUCACCGCAGGAAAUGUAGAGCUGAGCAAUCAGACGGGACGGGUGUGCACCCUCCCACCUCAAGUGUGCUGGAAAAAUCAAGGCAAUAGAGUUCAGGAUGUUGAUGAUGCUAGAAAAAAUGAAUACAAAGACCAUCCGCUCACUCCUCCUCGCUCAUCCACUCUCACAGCUUGCCCUUAGAACUCCUGAUAACUGUCAAACAGAGUGAAAUUUCAAAUUUUGCAUUUCUGCAUGGAGUUGGCUUUUUUAUGUGUGUGUGGCUGUUUUAAAAAAAUAACAAUGCCUAAAAAGUUCCUGCUCACAACAGUAGCCAACAGUAGUGCACAAAAAGAAAAGAAAAAGGGAGAAACACAGCAAGAAAAAAAGGCUUUUAAAAGGAAAAAAGGCAACACGAGCCCUUGCUUCAGUCCCUCCGUCCCUCAUCUCCCAAGGCACACUGCUCUGCCAUGCGCUUUCUGAAGAGCCCUACUUGCGCGCUACAUAUGCUGCUUCCUGGAGCCAAUGAAACUGUCUCACGCCACACCAUUUAGAAAUAAGAGGAUGUGUGAGCAUAAAGCGAGCCCGGCGCCCCGGCGCUGAUAUGGCCCGUGGGCGACUUGUGACGAGGUUGGUGGUUUUAGGUACACCAUGUUAUUUCAAGGAUGAAUGACAGCCAUCGGCGCUUAGCUCAUGGUUCGACACCUUCUUUUUCCCAGCAGACAUCAGUAUCUGAUGAAUGACUGAGGAUGGCCUUGACUUUUCACUGCUUUGGUCUUACAUGUACUGUUAUAUGUAUUGCAAUGCAAGCUUCCCCCUUUCCAUUCACCCAAAACUGGUCUUACUGCAGAGCUUUGAGGACAACUUGAAUGUUUCUUCUUGUUUUGUUUGUUUUUCACAGUUUUUCACACACACACACAGAGUACUUAUUCCAAUAUAUAGAUAGGUUAACUGUGACUUAACUGAUAGCUGCUAGGUAGAUAGGUGCUGUUAGUAGUAAACAUAGUCAGUAGAUAAUUGCAUGACAUUUUUAUCCGAAUGAGAAUUUCCACUUGUUUCUCGACUGCCACUUGCUUCAUCCCACCACUGUAUAUUUAUCUGUACACUGCCUUCUACGUUUUAAAAGGAUGCCUGCAGGUAGCUGUCAUAAGAACCUAAAAGCUGUAUGUUAGAGGACUUCUUAAGGAAUAAUCAUAAGGCCAAAUCCCACACGUAAGGGGAUGCGGUGUCCUCGUCGAUAUUAACAUUCCAUGUUAGAAGUCAUCGCGUUAAACUUUUCGCCAGGUUAGAGUUCAGUCGUAAACUCACACUCUCUAGUUUCGGACAUUAAUCCCAGUUGCAGACGUGAUAGACUUGCAGCGCUGUCUUUUUCACAGGUUCGUCACACGAUCACGUCCUCAUGAUCAAAAUAGCAACUUUUAAGGAUUCGUGUAUAGAAUAACGCUUCCCACCCCUCUCAAACUGCCUUUUUAUCUGGAUAUACGCUAAUCUCCUAGUGUUGCAUGACCUCAAAAACAUUCCUAGAAGCAUGCAUUUGAGAUCAAAGAAGAAGAAACCAGACACAAAAAAAAGUAUAACUAUUACAAUAGAUAUAUUUAUUACUUAUAUAAAAUAUAUGUAUAAAGACAGGACGCAUAUACAGUACACUUUUAUCGGAGAAUUAAAAAACUUAAAAUAGCAAUGUUUAAGAGAAAGCAAGAGCCUUUCCACAAUGCGCACAUCAUUGCCAUGUUUUUGUUUUUAAUGCUGAUAAUAAUAAUGGUUCUGAGCACAGUUUCUAUGUUCUCCUGUUUCAGAGCCUGUUGAGAGUGCCAAAGACGCACUCUUAACUGGCCCUUUCAAAAGCAUAUUCUUUGUAAGUGUUUUUUCCAGCGAAUCUGACACGCUUUUAGAUACGAAAGCUUCACUUAGUAAAAAAAAAAAAUACCUUCUGUGAGCUAAUUGUUGAAAGGCAGGUUGUUGCU